This is a messenger RNA of Melanotaenia boesemani (Boeseman's rainbowfish), 449 nucleotides long. Its product is annotated as E3 ubiquitin-protein ligase DTX4-like. The record is from RefSeq and is a predicted model, not a curated record. Bases 3 to 434 code for a protein of 143 amino acids. NCBI's taxonomy places the organism in Eukaryota, Metazoa, Chordata, Actinopteri, Atheriniformes, Melanotaeniidae. Gene Ontology annotation, biological process: Notch signaling pathway; protein ubiquitination. Gene Ontology annotation, molecular function: ubiquitin protein ligase activity; metal ion binding. Gene Ontology annotation, cellular component: nucleoplasm. The transcript is spliced from 3 exons.
GAAUGGAGCCCUUAGGGGGGCCGUCUGGAUACAAAGGUCCAGGUGUGGGUCCUGUUUCCAGAGCAGAGUCAGUGGGGCGACUGGCACAGUGUGGACACCAGUACCACUUCCAGUGUCUGGUGGCGAUGUACAACAACGGCAACAAGGACGGCAGUCUUCAGUGUCCAACAUGUAAAACCAUCUACGGCGUGAAGACAGGCAACCAGCCAGCAGGGAAGAUGGAGUACCACAUCAUCCCUCACUCUCUACCCGGCCAUCCCGACUGCAAAACCAUCCGCAUCAUCUACAACAUCCCACCGGGCAUUCAGGGACCAGAGCAUCCGAACCCAGGGAAGCCCUUCACUGCCAGAGGCUUCCCUCGACACUGCUACCUCCCAGACAGCGAGAAAGGACGCAAGGUAAACACAGCUCGCCCUGUUUUUACAGUUAUUUAACCUUUAAAACCUCCC